GAUUUUGUCGAAGUAAAUAAAAAACUGAUAUAGUCGAAAGUGAAUGUGAUUACUCUUUAUGGAAAUAACCCUAAAAAAUUGUUAGCUUCUUCAUCAAUAUUACUGUAAAUUGAAGCAAUUUGCAUGUCUCGCAAUCUGUAAAUUGACGAAUUCCGAUCGAUAAGCAGCGCCGUUUGAACAUGUCUGGGUCAAACGACGGUGACAAGAAUGGGAGGAAACGUAAUCUUCCUUCAUGGAUGAGUUCGAAACCCGGUUCAAGUGGUUCGGGUCAGAGUAAAUCAAAUGAUGAACGUGAGACGACGGAGACAACUGAGCAAGCGAAAGGUAGACGCAAAACCAACCAUGGCAAAACACUCCCCGACGAAGCUGAGAACGAAGCACAUUUUUCAAAUUUCUCAAAACUUAUGGAAGGGGUUGUAUUUGUCCUAUCAGGUUUUGUCAAUCCCGAGCGUGGUACAUUAAGGUCCCAGGCUCUAGAAAUGGGAGCCAAGUAUCAACCUGAUUGGAACUCGGAAUCCACACUUUUGAUCUGUGCAUUUUCCAAUACACCAAAGUUUCGUCAAGUUGAAGCAGAUAAUGGAACAAUUGUAUCGAAGGAGUGGAUAACAGAGUGUUACAAACAACGAAAACUUGUUGAAAUCGAAACUUACCUUAUGCAUGCUGGCAAGCCAUGGAAACGUCAAAGUGUUUCUCGUGAAUCCAGCCAAGAUCAAAGACCAUCAACAUCAAGAAAAUCUCAAACAAGAGGAGAGAAAAGUUCACCUUUUAAGACAACUGCUGCUCCUUCAUCUGAGGAGAUACAUUCUGAUAAAGUAAAAGAUGGUUUCUCUCCAUAUAAAGUGAAAAAAUGGGCUAUAAAUGAUCUUAAUCGGACGAUUUCAUGGCUGGAGAAUCAAGAUGAAAGGCCAGAGCCCCAUGAGAUGAAGAAAAUAGCGGCCGAGGGAAUUCUUACCUGUUUACAGGAUGCCAUAGAUUCUCUUAAUCAAGGGCAGGAUAUGCGUCAAAUAACUGAACAGUGGGAAUGCAUCCCUCGUGCUGUUGAGGAGCUGGCAAAGUUUGAUGGUAGUUGUGUUGGUUCAGCUACAAUGCAUAAGGAUCUUUGCAAACAUGCUGUGACCUGUAAACAAAUUUAUGAGCUGGAGUACAAAAAUAGGGAAGACGAUGAACUUUUGAAGAUGAAAGAGCAGCGGACUCGCGUAGGUGGAAAGGCUGGUGGAGCUGCCAAAGAUGCUGCUGCAUAUGACAGUGAUGAUACCGUUGAGAUGACAGAAGAGGAAAUCGACCAAGCUUAUAAUGCCGUAGCAUCUACCAUUAGAAACAGUAAGCGAGUGUAAAAAUGGGAGGUAGAAACACUAAUCUUCAAUUUCUUUUAGUCUGUGAAUGGAGGAAGAAGAUGAUAGCUUUAUAUUUGAACUGAGUAUCGACAUCCAAGAGUUGUCAUCUGUCACUAACCUGUUAUGAAAAAGUAUACAAAAACCCAAUUACAUACUUUGGGCUGGAUCUUCAUGUUUCUGCUCGUUUUAGUUUUCAAUCAACAUUCUGUUUAUAAAAAUGGUUGUUUGAAACAACUUAUGUGCACUUGAUUCCUUAAUUAUAUGAGAAACCUACUAUUUUUCAGUUCCCA
This is a messenger RNA of Solanum lycopersicum (tomato), 1624 nucleotides long. RefSeq names its product DNA-repair protein XRCC1. Lineage: Eukaryota; Viridiplantae; Streptophyta; Magnoliopsida; Solanales; Solanaceae. The record is from RefSeq and is a predicted model, not a curated record. Gene Ontology annotation, biological process: double-strand break repair via nonhomologous end joining; base-excision repair; single strand break repair. Gene Ontology annotation, molecular function: damaged DNA binding.